AUGGGCAACACCAACACCGUGAAAGAAGAGAAGGUUAAUCUCUCUGAGAUAGAAGGGUCAGAACACAACGCCGAUAUUCCAGACGAACAAUCCGAUACAGAAUGGGCUUCCUUUGAUAAGAAGCUCGACUUCAAACUCGACUGUCUCGUCGUUCCCCUCGUCACAAUGGUUUACUUGUUAGCGUUCCUUGACAGGGCUAAUAUUGGGAAUGCUCGUGUGGCUGGACUGCAAACAGAUUUGCGAUUGACCGACCACCAAUACCAGAUUGCUAUCACGGUCACAUAUAUUCCCUAUGUGCUGGCAGAAAUCCCUUCCAACCUGGUCAUCAAGAAAAUCGGUCCACGUUUUUACAUCCCAGCUCUGUGCUUCGUCUGGGGCGUUGUCUCUACUCUCCAAUGUUUGAUACAGGGGUACCCAGGGCUCCUAGCUUGCCGGUUCUUUCUUGGUCUCGCCGAAGGCGGUCUCUUUCCAGGAAUUAUACUCUAUCUCAGUAACUUCUACCGCCGAAAGCAAUUGUCCCUUCGCAUUGCCAUGUUCUGGUCUGCUGCUUCCUUGAGCGGGGCAUUUUCCGGCCUCUUGGCGGCUGCGAUUGGGAACAUGGACGGCGUUGGCGGCCUUCGAGGCUGGCGAUGGAUCUUCUGCCUUGAAGGAAUCUUCACCGUCCUUUUCGCAGUCUUGGUCUUCAUUCUUCUUCCCAACGAUCCAUCACACGUUAGGUUCUUGACGCCAGCUCAAGCAACCCGCUGUGUUGAGAGACUGAAGCUUGAUUCGAGCAUCAUGGACCACGACAAGAUCACUGUCCGACAGGUCCUGUCCGUAUUUGUGGAUCCUCGAAUUGUCCUUGUCUGGACCGCAUCUUUAGCCUCGGGGGUUAUCAUCUUUGGCCUCGCCUAUUUCACGCCUUCCAUCGUCCGGGGCAUGGGGUACAGCCCGAUCCGCACACAACUCAUGAGUGUGCCUCCGUUCGCGGUGGCUGUAGUCACAACAUUGUGCACAGCCUAUCUCUCGGAUAAAUACAACGCCAGAGGGUUUGCCAUGAUCGUGACCUAUUUCCUCUCCCUUGUUGGAAGCAUUAUAUUCUAUGUCGGCCGAUCUGUUCCUGUCCGCUAUACUGGACUGUUUAUUCUACUUGGAGGCGUCUAUGCUAAUGUUCCUUGCCUAGUCGCAUGGAUACCAAACAAUACAGCAGGGCACUCACGUCGAGCAACUGCCAUUGCUAUGACAUGCAUUGUCAAUAAUGUUGGUGGUAUCAUCAGUACCUGGAUCUACCCGACCAAAGAUGCCCCGUACUACCUGCCGGCGGCAAGAGCAAUGCUGAGUUUAACCGUGGUGGGAAUUGUGUCGACAAGCCUUGCGAUGUGGUUGUAUGCUCGCGGCAAUAAACAGAAGGCCGACCCAACGAUCAGAGAGAAGAGAUUGAGAGGGCUCGAAGGCCUUAGCUUUGACCAGCAACUGAGCAAACUUGGUGAUUCACAUCCUGAUUACAAAUACAUGCUGUGA
Messenger RNA from Exophiala aquamarina CBS 119918, 1500 nucleotides. RefSeq lists its product as uncharacterized. The coding region runs from base 1 to 1500 and encodes 499 amino acids. The transcript has 3 exons. The record is from RefSeq and is a predicted model, not a curated record. Gene Ontology annotation, molecular function: transmembrane transporter activity. Lineage: Eukaryota; Fungi; Ascomycota; Eurotiomycetes; Chaetothyriales; Herpotrichiellaceae. Gene Ontology annotation, cellular component: membrane. Gene Ontology annotation, biological process: transmembrane transport.